UAGUUUUUCUAUCGAUAUAUUUUCUGAGCCGCACGGUAUAAAUCGCCGCUCCAAUUCGGUCACAUUUCCUGUUGGGAUAUGGACAGCGAUCGCACGGCUAAAAAGCUAAAGAUGUCGGUUUUACAAGAACUUAAGCAAGUCACCACAAUUGUGGCUGACACCGGCGACUUUGAAGCUAUCAACAUUUACAAGCCUACCGAUGCCACGACCAAUCCUUCUCUUAUUUUGUCCGCUUCCUCCAUGGAGCGGUACCAGCCCCUGGUGCAGAAGGCAGUGGAUUACGCCAAGAAAACCAAGGGAUCCGUGACUGAGCAAGUUGCCGAGGCCAUGGAUUACCUGUGCGUGCUGUUCGGAACGGAAAUUCUGAAGGUUGUACCUGGCCGAGUUUCCACUGAAAUCGACGCUCGCCUCUCCUUCGACACCAAGAAGAGCGUGGCCAAGGCCCUGAAGCUGAUCGAUCUGUACAAAGCCCAGGGAAUCGGCAAGGAGCGAAUCCUGAUCAAGCUGGCCUCCUCCUGGGAGGGCAUCAAGGCGGCUGAGAUUCUGGAGAACGAGCACGGAGUUCACUGCAACUUGACCCUUCUGUUCUCGUUCGCCCAAGCCGUGGCUUGUGCCGAGGCUGGAGUGACCCUGAUCUCUCCCUUCGUGGGCAGGAUCUUGGACUGGUAUGUGGCCAAUACAGAAACCAAGAAGUUUGAGCCCCUGAAGGACCCCGGCGUCAUCUCUGUGACCAACAUCUACAACUACUACAAGAAGUUCGGCUACAAGACCCUGGUUAUGGGCGCCUCCUUCAGGAAUGUGGGAGAGAUCAAGGCCCUGGCCGGUUGCGAUUUGCUGACCAUUAGCCCGGCGCUGCUCAAGGAGCUGGGCAAUGAGACCGAGUCGGUCAUAACCUACCUGUCGGUGAGUAAUGCGAAGCUGCAGGACAUCGAGAAGAUCACCGUAGACGAGAGCAAGUUCCGCUGGCUGCUGAACGAGGAUGCCAUGGCCACCGACAAGCUCUCGGAGGGCAUUCGAAAAUUUGCCGUGGAUACUGUUAAGCUGGAAAAUUUGAUUAAAACCUAUCUUAAGUAAAGUUUCCUCCAAGACUCCGAUUUUUGCCGCUGGCUGGUGGAGGAUGAUUGUGUAGCAAUUAUUUACACAUUUUGUACUUUAAUAAAACUUACAAUUAAAAAAUA
Messenger RNA from Drosophila kikkawai, 1178 nucleotides. RefSeq names its product transaldolase (gene Taldo). Gene Ontology annotation, molecular function: transaldolase activity. The record is from RefSeq and is a predicted model, not a curated record. Lineage: Eukaryota; Metazoa; Arthropoda; Insecta; Diptera; Drosophilidae. Gene Ontology annotation, cellular component: intracellular anatomical structure; cytoplasm. Gene Ontology annotation, biological process: carbohydrate metabolic process; pentose-phosphate shunt; pentose-phosphate shunt, non-oxidative branch.